Schistosoma mattheei is the source of this 192-nucleotide messenger RNA. The record is from the annotation of a GenBank genome assembly. NCBI's taxonomy places the organism in Eukaryota, Metazoa, Platyhelminthes, Trematoda, Strigeidida, Schistosomatidae.
UCAUCUCUAAUGAAACUACAAUAUCUACCGAAAUGUCAACAAGUAAAUCCACCGAAAAUAAACUAGAUAUUUCAUCAGUAACAACAUCAACUCCAAGAUUUAUGUCAGUCGUUACCAGUCCAGAAUAUAAUUUCAUUAGUGAUGGUAUAUCUUUUGAACCUUUUGAAAAUGCUCUACCUCCAUUAUUUGAUA